AUGAGCGCGACGUACAAUCUCGAGCCGAACCCGACGGCAAAGGUCCUCUUGCACACGACCACGGGCGACCUGGAGCUCGAGCUGUUCGCGAAGCAGACGCCCGUCACGUCGCGCAACUUCCUGCAGCUCUGUCUCGACGGCUACUACGACAACACCGUCUUCCACCGUCUGGUCAGGGGCUUCAUCAUCCAGGGCGGCGACCCUACAGGCACGGGGCAGGGCGGUGAGAGCAGCUACGAUGGCGAGCCUUUUGCCGACGAGUUCCACAGCCGCCUCAAGUACACGAGAAGAGGGCUGCUGGGCAUGGCCAACACGGGCAAGAAAGACGACAACGGCAGCCAGUUCUUCUUCACGCUUGCGGCGACGCCGGAGCUGCAGGAAAAGAACACCAUGUUUGGGCGCAUCGUUGGCGACACCAUCUACAACCUGAUGAAGAUGGCCGAGACGGAGAUCCGCGAGGGCACCGAGGACCAGCCACUGUAUCCGACCAAGAUCACCGGCACCGAGAUCAUCAUAAACCCCUUCGAGGACAUGGUCAGGCGCGCACGCGUGGCUGAACGGACAGAACCAGAGGAGAAGAAGGCCAAGAAGCCAAAGAGAAAGGCCGGCAAGAACGUGCUCAGCUUCGGUGCCGACGAGGACAUGGACGCGCCACCUGUUGCGAAAAAAGCCAAAUACAACACCAAGCUGGUCAGCGCGAGCGAGGACGCCCCAAAAGCAUCCGCCCCGGCCCAAGAACGAGCGAUACCAAUCCGAAAACCCGCCCCCACACCCAAGUCCCCGUCACCAUCUCCACCGCCAAAACCUACAACAGCCGCUGCAUCGAAACCUCCCGCCCCCGCCCAGACACAAGCACCACCGCCGCGGGAACUGUCCCCAGAGUCGGAAAAGCGCUCCAAACUGGAUCGCGUAAACGCACAGAUUGCAGAGCUCAAGGCUUCGAUGAAGCGGAACACAGGCAUACAGAAUGCAGAGCCCGCCAAGAAGAAGUCAUUGUUGGAAUCCAUGGUUCCCACAUCGACUACGCGCGGUCGCAAGCGAGGCACGGGCAUGGCAGGCACAGCCCAAGAGCAGGCCACGUUAGACAUACUCUCCAAGUUCAAGUCAAAGCUCGAGACAGCCGAUCCAGUGGCAGCGCCGAGAGUGAAGUCACCUCCCCCUGCUGAGCCCGCAAGACCCACCACCGACACAGGUGGAAGCGGGCUUGCAGAUGUCGAAGAAGCAGCGUGUGAUCUGCAUUUCAUAGUAGGAUGCCAGUCAUGUACGGCUUGGGACAAGCAGGAAGAGGAUGAAUCAGACGACGAUGCCGGGUGGAUGGCACACUCCUUGAGCUUUGCCAAAGAUAGAUUAGGCAAGGACCUCGAGUGGAAGCGGAAGAAUGAGGAGGACCUGCUUGUCAUUGAUCCUCUGGAGGAAGCCAAGAGACACAAGGCUGACAUCAAGGGGAAGAGAGAAUGGGAUGACCCAAAAGGGAAGAAGAAACUGAAAUCAUAG
Messenger RNA from Parastagonospora nodorum SN15, 1494 nucleotides. RefSeq lists its product as hypothetical. The coding region runs from base 1 to 1494 and encodes 497 amino acids. Gene Ontology annotation, biological process: protein peptidyl-prolyl isomerization; protein folding. Gene Ontology annotation, molecular function: peptidyl-prolyl cis-trans isomerase activity. The record is from RefSeq and is a predicted model, not a curated record. Gene Ontology annotation, cellular component: catalytic step 2 spliceosome. NCBI's taxonomy places the organism in Eukaryota, Fungi, Ascomycota, Dothideomycetes, Pleosporales, Phaeosphaeriaceae. The transcript has a single exon.